This is a messenger RNA of Venustampulla echinocandica, 2862 nucleotides long. RefSeq lists its product as uncharacterized. Bases 1 to 2862 code for a protein of 953 amino acids. The transcript has 3 exons. NCBI's taxonomy places the organism in Eukaryota, Fungi, Ascomycota, Leotiomycetes, Helotiales, Pleuroascaceae. The record is from RefSeq and is a predicted model, not a curated record.
AUGGUUGGAACUCCUAAGUAUACCGAGGAGCAAAUCAACUUCAUUUGCGCUCGCAGAUACGAGCGCCCCCAGUCUAUUGUCGACGCCUGCACCGAGCAAUUUCCUCGCUCGAGGGUUUUCACAGCCAGCGGUAUACGAUAUGUCUUGAACGCAUACAAAGAUCGUCCCUCAGACGUCAAUCCCACUAUCAAUCUAAUAGGCGCUUUGGCAGGCCACCAACCCAAUUCUCAGCAGCCUCAAGCUCAAUACAAUCAAGUCAUGUCCCAGCAGGCACAGAAUAUGCAUAACCCCUAUCCCCAGCGCCCCCAAAGCUCCACUCCACAGAUGAUAGCGCAAAACGGAAUGGUUUCUGCCCAUAGACGCGACAACAUUCCCAACCGUGCCCCGCAAGCCCCGAACCCGCAAAUGGCUCCUCAUAAGUUGCAGCAGCUGCAAAUUCAACUGGCUCGACUUACUCACCUACAGAACACACAGCGCCAACUUGUUAAGCUUCAGGGUCGGCUGGGCAAUGGUGCUGAAAACCAAGACAAUCAAUCCCAGCCUGCCCCGUCCGAAGGUGCGGAAGUCAGCGCUCAAGAUCCAGGAAACUCAGUACAGCUUGGCCCAUUCCAAAGCGCUCAAGUCAUUGAUCAGGACUUAGAAAAUAUAUUUCAACAGUCGAUGUUCCAAGGUGCUCGAGUCAACGCCCAAGGUCAGGGGAAUACUUUCCAACGUGGCCCCAUCCAGGAUGCUCAAUUCAACGCUCAAGGUUUGGGAAAUCUAUCUCAACACCCCUUGUUUCAAGGUGCUCAAAUCCAACCUGGCAUUGCUCAACCCCCUCAGCGCCAACCUUCUCAGCCAAUGGUCCCUGCAAUGAAGCAGCCACACCAGCGCACCAGCAAACCAAUCUCACCAGUACAAUUCCCCAUCAACAUUCAAGCUUCGGCAAAUGGCUUCUCUACCGAUCAAGCAGAUGACUUGGGCAAACCCCCAAAUAACAACCAGGCAGAUGAAUGUUCGAGCAACAUGAUGAGCCUUCCGGCUAGCACUCCGUUGACAAUGCCCGUUGCGCCAUUGCGCGCUGAUACUGCCGCUCAAGAUCAAGCACACUGUGCAUUGGACAAGGCCAAUCAGUCUACCACACCGAAUACCAACACGAUGGACGUUCCCGCUAGUGGCUCGUUGCCAACACCCACCAGAGCCGCCACCCCGAUUGAGGAACCCCGCUACCAUCCUGUCCCGCGAAGCAGCCCCUACCAUCUUGAUAACCAGCUUCCUAGCACCCCAAAUGCCAAGCUAGCAGAUGGUCCUUUGGAAAAAGAUAUCUGUCCGGCUGAGAAGAUAUUGGCAAAGUCUGCAGUACCAGCCCAGCAGCAUGGCAAUAUUCAGGCUUUGACAAACAAUGCAUCUUCUACCCUAAUCAACAAUACGGCCAACAAUGCAAAGAAGACGUCUGCAAAUGAGCCUUUGGACUCGCGACAAGGUUUACCUGGGGACGAUCUAUGUGCUCUGGAGCGCAUGGUUCUGGGGCACGAGGAGAGGAAUGAAAAGCCAAAGUCGGUAACUUACAAUAUUUUCGACCCUGUCUAUAAGCAAAAGCUCCAUCUUCCAGGAUCAGAUUCAGGUUGGAAAGUCAGCAUGAAGGAGCAAAACCGUCGACCCUCAACCAAUAGCUCCCAGGGGGCCCUCCCUGACUUUACAAUCUCUGGCGGAAAGAACGUUAUUGUCAAUCUUUACAGACCAAAAUUCCUGGCUGGUAUGGGAUACGAGCCGGCUGGAACUCCAAAUGCACCCUCCAAUAACUCAAAUGUACAUGAUACUGGCGCGGAUUAUAUUGUGCAGAGUAUGCUCACGGGUCUGGAGAUUCAGCAACCUCAGCAGAGCCCCAAGAGACCCGCACAGGAUAAGGGAGAGGAAACAGUGCGUCCAGCAAAGCGGGCAAAGGCUACCCCCAUAUCUCAACCCAGUACCCCAAAGAAAUCUGCCCCGGAAGUAGAUGUUAGAGGUCUCUUGACCCCGCCACAUAGCUCAUCAAAGGCAGCAACCAUGACUGCGCCAACUGUCGUCAACACUGUGAUGCACACCCAUACCACCCAGGCAUCAGUUAGCAAUAUCUCAAUGGUUAUACCGGCUUCGACUACCAAAGUCUCACCAGCUUCGAUUGCCAAAGUUACGCCGGUAUCAGCGACCUUGUCGAAUCGAUUCUACAACAUGCCUGCUCAAAUCGCCAAAACUAUGAUGUACACUCUCACUCCCCAACCCGCAAUUAGCAAUGUUCCUAAGACUACACCCGCUUUGGCUACAAAAGUAUCACCAGCUCCAACCAACACGCCAUCGACCUUGACUACCAAAGUACCAACCGCAUCAGCUACUUUGUUGGGUCCAAUUGAUAACGUGGACUCUCCAAUGCUAGAGCAAAAUACUGAUGACCCACGGCAAGUUGAAGUCCACCAAUCAAAUCUCGCUCUUCCCACCGUACAACAGGUGGACGACCCAGUACACGAGACCCAAACCCUUGAAGAGGAGUGGGAUGCCUUUCUCCGGGACAACACUGAUGACACCUACACGAGCGACGUAGACCCGGCAGCCCUACCACCUAAUGAGUCAUUCCAUGGGGAUCUCUCUUGGCUCCACGGGUAUGCAAGCCUUCCUACCAAUUCGGACGAGGCGUCAAGCGGCAGUUUUGAAUCCAUGGCUGGUCAGAAUCAAGUUCAGCAGAUUGAACUAUAUGAUAACAAUCAGAACGACCAAUGCCACAACAUUCAGAGUGAUCAGCACCACAACAAUGAGAUUCAUCAACCUUAUAACGAUCUGGAUUUCGAAAACUUCGACUUUUCAAGUCUUCAAGGCAAUAUCGAUUUUGGUGUUGGCGACUUUUUUUGA